UGCAUUAAAAACGUGUUUAAAAUCACAAUAAAUAGAAGUCAAUCAUAAUUUAAGUGUUCAUGGAGUUAUAAGUUACAAGAAAACCAAAGGGUUGUUAUCUAAUGUGAAACAAGGAAAACUUUGUAUUUGCUGCAAUUUCUUUUACAAGUUCAUUUUGGGUUGUCAAUCUUGUAUUUUCUUUUAUCCCAUUGGUUGAUGUAAACCUAUUGUCCAAUCAGACGUAAGGAAGGCGGGAUCUAAGCGAGGUGGAAGGAAAAAACACUAACUAAGCUAGUGAGAGUCGGCAGCAGCACGCUACCGGAGGAGGUUGUGUACCAGAGCUAACAGGAGAAAAGUAAAAUAAUAGCCGUGGGUGCAGAGUCUACGUGCCUGUUAUGGACUGUUUUACCCUGUGAUGAUGGACCGAGAGGAAUUCUCUGGACCCUUCUGCUGUGGAUAGGAUUUCCGUGUGUUUGUCCCAGUGUACUCAGCAGCCCGGGUAUACCGCUAAUUCCGACCACGUUGACGAGUGGAGGCCGCAUGGUCACCAACCGAGCCUGCCCCUCAGCUUGCCCUUGCACUUAGCCCAAAGGAUUCGUGAGUAGACCUGAGCACGUGCGUUUUGUUUUCCGCUUGUUUAUCAAGUGAAGCGGCCAUUUGUGUGUUUUCUGGUCCAACGAGCCCGAGCAACGAUCAGGCCUGCAACGGUUUCAGUGAAGGAGCUCACAAAGGUUACAAAAUUUGAACUGAACUUAAAGGGGAAUAUUUUGGAUAAAUGUGUUGUUUCUGAGACAUUGACUGUGAAUUGUGAAGAGGGAAAAAACCUUCAAUUGAAUUGUAAGGAAACACUUCAAUACUUGGAAUAUUGUAUUUUUUUUAUUUAUUUUAUUCAUAUUUUAUUUUGACUAAAUCUUACAAUUUGAAUUUAAAGUUUUGUGUGUGUCAUAAUUAUUAUUUACAGAGUUUAUAAGUGAUAAGGGUUACUAAAAGGUAAAAAAGAGGUUUAACAUGUUAGAUAAAUUCAUUAUUCUUGGUGAAGAUUAAACAGAACUCAUUAUUUUCACUAAGUGGAGGCACCGCCAACAUUAAGAUUUCUAAGUAAAAAGGUUAAAACUGGUUAGUUAUUGUUUCUCCUGUUUACCAAUAAGAUUAAGUAACGUACCCAGGGCCCCACUCAUAGUACUAUCACCACUUUAACCAAGGGUUAAUCCAGAGCUACUUGAGUUGGGUGCUACACAUUUGGAGGCACCGCUGGGAUUGUUUUGUUGUUUUAUGUCAAUUUUAAGUUAUUACUAAAUCUGCUGUAACCUUAAAAGUAACUAAGAGUAACACUGGUCCUAAAAAGUAACUUCAAUUAAUUUCUUUUCUUCCCCCUACGUAAAGUAACUUGUUAAAACUAUGGCCACUAAAAGUAAUGUUUCACAACCAAAUCUUGCAAAUUGGUGCAGAGGUAAAGGGCUUGAUCAGGCACAUGCCAUUUUAGUUAUUGGAGUGCCUGAAGAGGAGGAAAUAUCCACAGUAGAAGAAACACUCGAACAAGUAAAAACCUUGGGCAAGGUAAGAGUAAGAGGCAAAAUGUUUGAUGCCAAUAAUCAAACCCUGACCAUGUUAUGUGAAUGCCGUGAAGAAGUCGAUCCUACCAAAGUUCCACCAGAGGUGAUCUCCUUUAAAGAAGGAAGUAAAUGGAAAAUAGUUGUGGCAGAACAAGAAACAAACUCCGACCUAUUCACCGAGAAGUUGGACAGAUUUCUACGUGAUGAAGGGAAAACAUUGGAGGAUGUUAAAAGACUAUGUGAUCCUAGCACCUCGUGGAACAGCAACCCUGAGUCAAUCAUUCGGGCGGUAGGUGAUGUUUUGCAGUCCAAGCCAAAUGAAAGCAAUUUAUACCGUCGUUUUAGAAUCUUCUCUGGAGUCCACCCUACUCCACCUGGUGAAGACAAUUUGGACAGCUGGUUAGAACAAGUAAAGUUCAUGACUGAUGAGUAUGAGUGCUCAGAUAAGGAGAAACGCAGAAGGAUUAUUGAGAGUCUCAAAGGGCCAGCGCUGGAGAUCAUUCAAGCAGUGCGCAUGUCUAAUCCCAUGGCAAACCAUAUGGAUUACUUACAGGCAUUGGAAAGUACCUUUGGAACCUCAGAAUCCGGUGAAGAAUUGUAUCUCACAUUCAGAGCUAUGCAUCAAAAACAAGGUGAGUGCUUAUCUAACUUCUUGCUGAGACUGGGAAGAUCACUGAACAAGGUAGUGCAAAAAGGAGGCCUACAAGUGGAUGAAGCCAACAAAGCAAGACUUGAGCAACUCAUUAAAGGUGCCACUGAAUCAGACUUCAUGCUGCUUCAGCUAGGUCUAAGAGAUAAGCGAAGUGAUCCUCCAACAUUUUUAAGCCUACUGAAAGAAAUUCGAGAAGAAGAGGAGCGUGAAGCCGCAAGACAAAAACUCAAAAAACCAGCACAGAGACAGCAUGUGCAUGCAGGGCAAGUAACAAGUGAAACAGACUCCAAAGACUGUCAGCAACAUGAUUUUCAGUCCGAAAUUCAAGUGCUAAAAGAAAAGCUGAAAGAGCUCAACAAGCAGUCUCAUUCUACAGAGUCAAGCUACAAAAAGAUGUCCAGAGAAAAGAAAAAAGAGAAAUCAGACACAAGCAACGAAGUGCAACAGUUAAGAAAAGAAGUCAAAGAGCUGAAAACACAGUUAAGUGUAAUGUCAGUAAAGCCACAACAUUAUGCAAAAGAGAGAGGCCACUAUUCUAAGUUCAAAGCAGACUUCAGUCCAAAGUCAUCUACCUUUAAGUCAAAGAGUAGUAAAGAGUCAGAUAAUUUCUGCUACAGAUGUGGAGAAAAUGGCCAUUUUGCAAACAAAUGUACAGCUCCGGAAAAUGCUCAAAAGGUGAUUAAAAAGCUUAUUCAUCAAGUGCAUGGAAGCCCACAUGGACAAAGUCAAAGUACCGACGCUCAAGAUCAGUGUGUUGCUCGAGUUAAUACUACCAAUGUUCCAACUCAAAGUGUCAACAUACCGGAAGGUCUUAUUGGUCCAUCAUCCAUAGCUCCUAUCAAGGUCAACAACAUCUCAUGCCAUGGUCUUAUGGAUUCAGGGUCAACAGUGACCAUUAUCUUUGAGGAUUGGUAUAGAGCCAACAUACCAACAGUCCCUAUACAGCCCAUUUCCAAUCUAGCCAUCUGGGGCCUAUCAGCUGAGUCCUAUCCUUACCAUGGGUAUGUAGUGGUAGAGAUAGAGUUCCCUGAGGAUGUAGCAGGUGUCAAGGGUCCUCUUAACGUCCUCGCCUCGCCUGUCCUGAGCCCCCACAAAGUCAUGAAACCCCUGUAG
Oreochromis aureus is the source of this 3297-nucleotide messenger RNA. RefSeq names its product paraneoplastic antigen Ma1 homolog. NCBI's taxonomy places the organism in Eukaryota, Metazoa, Chordata, Actinopteri, Cichliformes, Cichlidae. Gene Ontology annotation, molecular function: zinc ion binding; nucleic acid binding. The record is from RefSeq and is a predicted model, not a curated record. The coding region runs from base 1378 to 3297 and encodes 639 amino acids. The transcript has 2 exons.